GCGAGUGUUUGAGAACAGGCUGCUAGGACCCUCGCCCGGCUUUACAGGACUAUGUUUGCCUCAAGGCUUUUCGUGUUCCUUAUUCCCAUUUUUCUGUGUGAGCGGACGUCAGCGCAAGGUGUCAGCCCGGAAUGGACUGCGGCAUACUCCAAGGCAGAGCAAGCGGUGUCUCAGCUCAGCUUGCAAGAAAAGGCGUCUCUCGCUACAGGCGUAGGCGACUUUACAGGACAAUGUAUCGGUAAUACCGCGGCUAUAGCAAACAUUACUUUCCCUGGACUGUGCCUUGAAGACAGCGCUUUGGGCGUACGCGAUACCGACGGUAAUUCGGCGUUCCCAGCAGGGAUCAAUCUGGCCGCCACAUUCAAUAGGACUCUAAUGCGCCAGCGGGGCAUCGCGAUGGCCCAAGAAUUUCGAGGCAAAGGUGUCAAUGUCCAGCUCGGGCCAUACAUGAAUCUCAUGCGUGCGCCGGAAUCAGGUCGUGCCUGGGAAGGAUUCGGAGCGGACCCAUUCUUAUCAGGAGAAGGCGCCUACGAAACCAUCAUGGGUAUCCAAUCUCAAGGUGUCCAAGCCGUCGCAAAGCAUUUUAUCAACAAUGAGCAAGAGCAUUCCCGCAUGACCAGUUCUUCCAAUGUCGACGACCGAACGGAACAUGAGUUAUACUUACACCCGUUCUUGCGCAGCGUUCAAGCGAAUGUCGCUGCUGUGAUGUGCAGCUACAACCAAGUUAACGGCAGCUACGCAUGCGAGAAUAACGCCACGUUGAACGGGCUCCUCAAAACGGAACUAGCCUUUCAAGGGUAUGUCAUGUCCGAUUGGUACGCUACGCAUUCGACAACAUCCGCCAACUCUGGUCUCGAUAUGACAAUGCCAGGCGAUAUCUUCCUCGGCAUUGGAAGCUACUUUGGGGACGCUCUGGUUGAUGCAGUGAACGACGGAUCCGUUAAUGAAUCUCGUGUGGAUAAUAUGGCUACCCGUAUUCUUGCAGGAUGGUACCUUCUCGGCCAAGAUUCUGGCUACCCGCCCGUCAACUUCAACGCUAAAGAUCCACUGAGCUCUGAGAACCGGCAUGUUAAUGUCCAAGGUGAUCAUGCCAGCCUCAUUCGCACCAUCGGAGCGGCUUCAACCAUAUUACUCAAGAACCAGGGCGGCAUUUUGCCUCUAAACAAACCGAGCUCGAUCGCUGUUAUAGGUAGCGGCGCGGGCUCGAACCCGCUUGGUCCGAACGCCUGUCUUGACAGGAGCUGCGACAUAGGUGUGCUGGGUAUGGGCUGGGGCAGCGGAUCUGCCAAUUACCCUUAUCUCAUUGCGCCCUUGGAUUCCAUCACGAAUCGCUCCCAAGCUGACGGGACCAAGGUAUCUUCUUCGCUCAGCGAUACAGAUCUGUCCGAAGCGGCCAGCGUUGCGCAGGGAAAAGAUGUAGCCUUCGUGUUCAUCACGGCCGAUAGCGGCGAAGACGGGUAUCUCGUCGAGGGUAACACCGGGGACCGCAACGACCUGCAGGCGUGGCACGGCGGCGAUGCCUUGGUUGAGGCCGUCGCGGCAGUCAAUAACAACACGAUAGUUGUAGUCAAUGCUGUUGGGCCCAUUAUUGUGAAUGCGUGGAUCGAGCACCCAAACGUUACUGCGCUGAUUUGGAGCGGAUUGCCAGGACAAGAAGCAGGAAAUGCGCUCGUGGACGUCCUCUACGGCGUGCAUAACCCGAGUGGACGACUACCCUUCACAAUCGCCAAGUCAGAAGAAGACUAUCCAGCCAAGGUUGACGCUUCCUUCUCGCUUACGAUACUGGAAAUCCCGUACACCGAAGGGUUAUUCAUCGACUACAGACACUUUGAUGCUGCGAACAUUACACCUAGCUUCGAGUUUGGUUUCGGGCUGUCAUACACGACUUUUGAAUACUCCGGCUUGGACAUAGCCGGGCAGCCCAUCAGUGGACCCACGAGCCCCCCGUACGGAUUCGGAUCCUCCCUGGACUCGUCUCUUCACGAGAAUGUCGUUAACGUCAGCUUCAGUAUUCAGAAUACUGGCCCACUCCCAGGCCACGAGGUCCCGCAGCUGUAUCUGGCACCGCCGCCGAGCGCAGAUUCUCCGCCACGUCUGCUCAAAGGUUUUGACUGUGUCUUCGUUCCUGCGGGUGCGAGCGUCGUAGUGACAAUGGGGCUUUCGCGCUACGACCUGUCGAUUUGGAACGUGGUCGAGCAAAGGUGGACUAUUCCUAGCGGCGAUUUCGGUAUUGUUGUUGGUGCCUCAAGCCGUGAUGUGCGGUUGAGCAGCGAGCUGACGGUUGUGUAGGCUUGCUCAAUGCCGCGACAGCUGUAUUAAUUAGCUAGUGUACUUAUUUGCUGGAUGGAGACGAACAUGCUCA
This is a messenger RNA of Phanerochaete carnosa HHB-10118-sp, 2362 nucleotides long. Its product is annotated as glycoside hydrolase family 3 protein. NCBI's taxonomy places the organism in Eukaryota, Fungi, Basidiomycota, Agaricomycetes, Polyporales, Phanerochaetaceae. Gene Ontology annotation, biological process: glucan catabolic process. Gene Ontology annotation, molecular function: beta-glucosidase activity. The coding region runs from base 52 to 2289 and encodes 745 amino acids. The transcript is spliced from 31 exons. The record is from RefSeq and is a predicted model, not a curated record.